Messenger RNA from Cryptococcus wingfieldii CBS 7118, 1677 nucleotides. RefSeq names its product 3-deoxy-7-phosphoheptulonate synthase. NCBI's taxonomy places the organism in Eukaryota, Fungi, Basidiomycota, Tremellomycetes, Tremellales, Cryptococcaceae. The coding region runs from base 1 to 1677 and encodes 558 amino acids. The record is from RefSeq and is a predicted model, not a curated record. Gene Ontology annotation, molecular function: 3-deoxy-7-phosphoheptulonate synthase activity. Gene Ontology annotation, biological process: aromatic amino acid biosynthetic process. The transcript is spliced from 7 exons.
AUGGCCCCUGCUGCUUGGAACCCGUCCUCCUGGAGAGAAAAGCCCAUCACUCAGGAUGUGGCGUACGAAGACAAAGCUCACUUUGAAAAGGUCUUGGGCAAGCUUCGCAAGCUGCCUCCUCUUGUGUCCCCUGUCGAGAUUGAUAGGUUGAGGGCCCAGCUUGCCGAUGUCUCUGCCGGUAAAGCCUUUUUGCUUCAAGGAGGUGACUGCGCCGAGCUCUUUGACGACUGCUCCCAGGACCCGAUCGAGCACAAGCUCUCCUUGAUUCUUUUGAUGUCCCUCAUCAUCCUCCACGGCUCACGCCUCCCCGUCGUCCGUAUCGCCCGUAUUGCGGGCCAGUACGCCAAACCCCGGUCAAAGCCUACCGAAGUCGUCGAGCUGCCUGUCAAGGGCGGAAAAGAAGGCGAGACUGAGAAGAAGGAGGUGUUGAGUUUCAGGGGCGACAAUGUGAAUGGUUAUGAGCCGGAUGACCGAGCUGCCGACCCCGACAGGCUGCUCGGAGCCUACUUUCACUCUACCGCCACGCUCAACUACAUCCGGACGCUCUUGAGCUCUGGAUUCGCCAACCUCGACAAUCCCGUCGACUGGUCCUUCUCGCACGUCCGCUCCCCCGAGCUCCAGUCUGCGUUCGGCAACGUGAUCGAAAGUCUUCAAGAUUCGUUGGAGUUUAUGAAGGUCGCCUCAGGCGGCAGCAUCAGUGGAGGUGGAGGCGAGCGAGGUGGUACAGAGACUGUUGAAGUGUACACUAGUCACGAGGCGUUGUUGCUAGAGUACGAAGAAGCUCUCACCCGGUCUUGGGGCGCUCCCCAAGCUGCACCCAGCUCGCAGCCCGACACCCCCAUCCUCUCCCGCUCUGCCUCCCGUAUCCGCGAUAGCAGCACCUCGUCUUACCCCCACUCUCCUGUCCGCCGCGCUCGGUCGCCCAAGCUGAGCGAGUCUUUCCACGGCAUGUCCAUGUCUGCUAGUGACUUGAGAGAGGUAGAGGUGGAUGGCGGCAAGAAGUGGUACAACACUUCGGCGCACUUUAUCUGGAUUGGUGACAGGACGAGGCAGCUUGAUGGUGCUCAUGUGGAAUACUUCCGAGGAAUUGCCAACCCCAUCGGUAUCAAGGUUGGGCCUACCAUGGAGGCUGAAGAGAUUGUCCGAAUUCUUGACAUCGUCAACCCUGACCGCGUACCCGGAAAGGUCACCCUCAUCGGCCGCUACGGCGCCGCCAAGGUCGACCAAUUCCUCCCCGGCCACAUUGACGCUGUCAAAAAGACCGACCACCCCGUCGUCUGGCAGUGCGAUGCCAUGCACGGCAACACCAAAUCUUCCGUCACUGACCCGGCGCUCAAGACUAGGCACUUUGUGGAUGUCAUUACCGAGAUUACGAGGAGCAUGGAGAUUCAUAAGGAGAAGGGGACGAUCUUGGGUGGUGUGCAUUUGGAGUUGACUGGAGAGUUGAAUGAGGAUGGGUUCUCUGUUACCGAGUGUAUUGGUGGAUCUAUGGAGUUGGAGGACAAGGACUUGUCGUUCAACUACAGGACACACUGUGAUCCUCGAUUGAACUAUGAGCAAUCCCUCGAUAUCGCGUUCCUCCUCGCCGACUAUCUGAAGUCCAAGAGACGAGGUGAGAAGCCCCAUGAUAUCCUCCUUGCUAGUUUGCGUGGUAGAAAGGGCGAGGCCAAACAGUAA